GCGCGCGUGAACAGAACUCAGAUAGAGAUACCUUCGGCUUCAGAUACUUUUGCAGUGCGCAUUACUCACUCGUCCGCCAGAUACGAAGAUACAUUUCGCAGUUCGCCAGACGAUUGCAACUGGCAAACUGGAUUUACCACCCAAAAAAUAACAAAACAAACAAAAAUACAAAACAAUACCCCACAACUACAACUCGUGUUAAGUGAAAAACGAAGCCAAUUGCAGCAGCAACAAAAAACUUUCAAAACCCGAGCCAUAGCGAAAUAGAAAAAGUAGUUCAGAGCGUGAAAAAUACGUUACUAGCUGCAAAAGUUGUGAAACGUAUCCGAGAGAUACAAACCCAUUUCGAGAGCGAGAGCUAAGGCAGAGUGCAAUUUCCAAAAGCCAAUACCAUUAAAAACAUAUUUAUAAAUCAACCGAAACCAAACAAAUAAUAAAGGCUGAAAAAUUGAAAAUACGCAAAACAAUUUUUCCAACAACUCAACCUCGCCGGCGAUUCGCAAGACAAACUAUUGUUGGAUUAACAUUUUUUUGAUCAAGAACAAAAGCCAAGCGAACGGAAGCGAAAUGCAAGUGGAGGCCAGCUAUCCCAAGUACGCCGGACGUGUGCCACCUUUGGACCUCUCGCAGGUGAACGCGGUUCAGGAUAUGUGGGGCAAUGGCAAUGGACCCAGCACUCCGACCUCCAGACGCCACCUGCACCAUCCCUACCAGAUGCUGGACAAGUGCCGCGGUGGGGUCACCAUGAUCAGUGCCUCCCAUUCCUCCUCCUCCGAUGACAACAACAAUCGACUGAUGAUGAGCGGCGAUGAUGGAACCACAAGUCUGCUGCAUCCGAUGGGCUCCGAUGGCCUGCCCCUGGAUCCGCGGGACUGGACGCGAGCGGAUGUUUGGAAGUGGCUCAUCAAUAUGGCCGUGUCCGAGGGACUGGAGGUCACGGCCGAACUGCCCCAGAAGUUCCCGAUGAACGGAAAGGCCCUCUGCCUGAUGAGCCUCGAUAUGUACCUGUGCCGCGUUCCCGUGGGCGGCAAGAUGCUCUACCGAGACUUCCGGGUGCGACUCGCCCGAGCAAUGGCCCUGCUCUCAUAGGUGUCUCACCCGAUGCACCCCAUAUCUCUGGUUGUACAUAUCUCUAGGAUUCGGUUAGUCUAGCCUAGUUCGCCUAGUUGUAAUGCCUAGUCGCUAGUGCUCUCGUUAGUUAAGUCUUAGGCAUAAGGUGCUGCAUUUCAAUAUUGUCAAAGAUUGCUCUCAAUUCUCACUUCAAAUGUUAGACGAGAGAAUUGAGAGAAAAUGGAAAAAUGAGUGAAGUAAAAUGCUGUCCUAUUAGUUUGAUAAGUUCGCAUCUGAAGAAAAUAUAAAAUGAAAUUUUAUAACUG
This is a messenger RNA of Drosophila takahashii, 1376 nucleotides long. RefSeq names its product ETS-domain lacking (gene edl). The record is from RefSeq and is a predicted model, not a curated record. Lineage: Eukaryota; Metazoa; Arthropoda; Insecta; Diptera; Drosophilidae. Gene Ontology annotation, molecular function: sequence-specific DNA binding.